This is a messenger RNA of Nicotiana attenuata, 693 nucleotides long. RefSeq names its product transcriptional regulator SUPERMAN-like. The record is from RefSeq and is a predicted model, not a curated record. The transcript has a single exon. NCBI's taxonomy places the organism in Eukaryota, Viridiplantae, Streptophyta, Magnoliopsida, Solanales, Solanaceae. The coding region runs from base 1 to 693 and encodes 230 amino acids.
AUGGAUGAAUAUUCAUCACAGUACUCAAUAUGGAUGAAGAGCAAAACAAUUCCUCUGGGAGCUGGCUUUAUAUGGCCUCCAAGAUGUUAUUCAUGUAGCUUUUGUAAGAGAGAAUUCAGGUCUGCUCAAGCUUUAGGUGGUCACAUGAAUGUCCACAGAAGGGAUAGAGCAAGACUCAAGCAAUCCCUUAACCCACAAAACGAAGCUCCUUCGCAAAGUCUUUCAAAGCCUCAGAGACAAUCCCCAGCUAGAAAUUCGAAAAGUGCAUCAACUCUUUCUUCUGCCGUAUUUUCUCAGGGAAAUUCAAAAUUCUCCCAUCUUGCUUAUUCUCCUGAAAUCAAGGAAUUAGCAGCUGGUCAAAAGAUCAUGUCAUCAUCUUCCAGUACUAAGCAAGAUUUUAAUAGAUACGGUGAUAAAAAAUUAAAGGGUGCUGGAAAAAAGUUUAUUUUGUUGGAUGAUGAUGCAAAUUCUUCGUCAGUAGGCGUAUCAGCUUCAAAGAGACAAAAAAGCUGCAUGGUUUCAUCAUUGCCUAUGCUCCAUGAACCAUGUUCCAGUCAUGAAAAAUAUAGUUUCACUACUUCAGAUUAUAAAGUGGGAAUCAGGACCAGUUCCAUGGAGGAUAUUGAUCUUGAACUCAGGCUAGCUAUUGGUGAUCCACCAGCCAAGCAAUUAGUUACACUAGGUUUAAUUUAG